This is a messenger RNA of Paramuricea clavata, 13908 nucleotides long. NCBI's taxonomy places the organism in Eukaryota, Metazoa, Cnidaria, Anthozoa, Malacalcyonacea, Plexauridae. The record is from the annotation of a GenBank genome assembly.
AUUUCUGCCGGUCUACUUCCGGUGUUAUUCUUUGACGUCAUGUUGUGAUGGAUCUUCGCUUCGAGGAAAGCAAAAAUUUGUGUAGAAAUCUUGGCCUUUGGUGAGUAAUCUCUCAAUUUCUUUGCAAUCCUAGUAGAUAAUUUGCAUUUUUUAUCGAAACUACAACCCUGAAUCAUUUUCUCACUUGAAUCUGGGCUUAUUUUGUGAAAGGAAGUUUACACAUUUUGUGAAUUUUGUCUUGAAUUGCGAUUUGUUGUGGUACAUUUUUCGCAUUUCGUGCAAAAUGUUGAUGUUAUGGGGCUAUAUUCUUCUACUAAGAAUGUGUGUAUUCCCUCAGGGAGACUUUGUUAUAAAAGCUACUCCCGUUAACAUGAAUAUUAGUAGAGUUAGUUGCCCGUGUUUGCAUGAUUUACUGAAAAAACUGGAAAAUUUUUAGAGCAUAUGUAAAUACUAUUUUGAUUGAUCAAAUUCGAUAUUUCAGUGUCUUGCAAAGUAAUUUGCGGUCAGAAUCUUACUUCCAUGUACUGUAAGUGAUCGAUGUUCAUGUGUUAAGCUUUUAAUCUAAGCAAGUACAACGGGUUCGAAGUUUUUAAGGUUUUGUUUGGAAAAAAAUUUGUAUCGUAGGAUUGUAAAUUUGCAAAAUUUUAUGGCUUCACUUCCUGUCAGCAUAUUUUUGGUUUGUAAAUUUCAAUCGUUUUGGAAAUUUCCGCCCUUUACUUUCGACCUUGUUUCCUGUAAAUGUUUCUUGAUGUCCGUAGAUUUAUAACACUUGUUUUGAGUUUUUUAUAUUUGUCCUGUUUUGAAUCGAAAAAGAUGAAAAUUUGAGUGAGAAAGUGUGUGAAAUGUAUAAUACGGUUUGUUUACUUUAAUAGUGUGUUGGUGGUAGGUGUUUUAGUGCACAUUUUGAAAAUGCCUGGCAUAGUGUUCUUUUCCCCCGUAUAUUUGAAUUUCUUGUUUAUAAAUGCUUUUGCAAGUGUGUAUGUUGUGAAGUAUUUAUCAAUGACAGAAGUUUCAUGAAUGUAUUUUUGCUAGUAAUUGUAUUGUACAGACUACAGUUAUAUGUGAAACAUUAUAUAAUUGUGAUGCAAUAUUGCUGUUUUAUAUUGUAAGGUUGAACAGCCUUAUAAACUGUGAAAUUUUGUAGGCGGAUUUUGAUAAGGUUUGCUUUGCCUUUGUGCGAGUAAUCUGUCCUGCUGACAAAUGUAAUUCAACAUGGCAUAAAAACUCACGCUAGAAAACAAUCAUAACUUCCCACGGAGGAAAUUGGAAGUUAACCCCCCAACCCCUUUUGGAUGUCCUAAUACACUUACCAUUAUCAGAAACAAAAUUUUCUCCCCUCCUCCUCUUGACGGUAGAAAUUUCCUCCGCGGGGAGAGUGGAAUUUUUCUGGAAGACCCAAUAAUUGUAAAUUGUGUUUGUUCGUAGGCGUGCAAGCAUCAGGGCCAUGUGAUUGGAUAAAAUGAAAAGAACUCGAGAAGAGCACGAGAAAGUUUACGGUCAACACAGGGGAUUUCCACAUCCAGUCUUAGCACCAGCCCCAGUUGGCCUUGGUGGCAAUUUUGAAUCAAUACCCGAGAAUAUUGCUGUAUCCAUGGGAAAUUAUCAAUCUAAUCCAGCUCUACCUCAGAAUUAUCCGUAAGUUGUUGAUACUUUUUGAUUGUGAGGACAUGGUCCCAUGUGAAGAACAACCUGACAAAAGUUAAAGGACAAUAUGGAAUAGGUCCAUAAGUUAAGACAAGGACAAUGACUCGAACAGCAUAGGUAGUGACAAUAAAUUCAGAGGACAAUACACUAUCUUUGUAGCUUAUGUAUGCUAUUAUGUAAUUUCUAGGGUUGCAGGUCCUGCUGGACCAGGACAAGGCCAUAGUCCGUUGCCUUCUCAUCCUCAGGUAAAGCUUUGUUGUUUGAAAAUUAAUUUCAUAAUGAUUGUCAAUUGCACUCACAGCCCCAGUCUUAUAUAUAUCAAGAAUUUGCAACACAAUAACUGAAUAACAUGCAUCACCUUCGCGCUAGAAGAAAUCCGAUCUUCUGAAUUUCAUACCGUGCUACCCUCUAACGCAACACAUCAAUUGCUUUUAAAACACUGCAGAUUAGGAAUUCCAGUGCAUUCGGAAUAAAAGAAUGACUGCAUGCAAUAGCAUGCCUAAUGCGCCCAAUCGCCCAUGGAAUGUGAUUCAUUUGAUAGUCGGUCUUUCAUCUUGUGGUCAUACAUCUUAUUUGUACGUCUAGGCUCACAUGCAUCCCCCCGGGGCGCAGGCCCACAUGCAAGGACCUGGUGGGCCAGGGCAACAACAGUUUCAAAGACUAAAGGUAUGUCACCGCAGACAUUGUGUCUUUUAAAGAACACGCAUGCUGCAGGCGCUAGAUAAUUGAUUGCAUUUCCAUCUAUCACACAAUAAUGCUUAAGGGUAUAAAACCCACUGUUCUGGUCUUAGGUUGAAGAUGCUUUAUCGUACCUUGAUCAAGUGAAAAUGCAGUUUGGUAAUCAACCACAGGUCUAUAAUGACUUCUUGGAUAUCAUGAAGGAAUUUAAAUCACAAAGGUACUCAGAAAAGCUUUGGUUUGCAAUUAUAAUAAUAUUAUACUAUCCUACUAGUAUUUAAUAUAAAGCAAGCCUAUUAUGUAAUUUCUUAAUUUUUUCCUUUCAAAGUAUUGAUACUCCAGGUGUGAUCAGUCGUGUUUCAAACCUGUUCAAAGGACACCCGGAAUUGAUAGUUGGUUUUAAUACAUUUCUUCCACCUGGCUAUAAAAUAGAGGUUCAUCCCAAUGAUUCAAAUUCAAUAUCCUAUACAACACCUCAUCAAACAACAUUACAGAAUGCGACUUUGACUGGCCAGUCUGUACACACGGUAGGUACAUCAUGACCAAGCCAGACUGCUGGAGUGCUGGUGAUCUCUAAAUAUAAAUGUCACUAUAACUGUGGUGCACAUUUUUGCAAAAGUCUACAGUAACCAUUAAUAGGUUUAGAGUUAGGGUUACGAAUUUAACCCAAGUUGCAUGGUGCCUACUAAUGCCAGACAAUUCUGCUCAUCAAGGGCAGAGUGUUGCACUCAAUGGGUUAACUCAUUGGGCUGCAAUGCACCUGACUUUAUUCUUUUACUCUGUCUAACACCAGAUGAUUUUACUUGCCAAGUGGAGAGUCUUGACUAAUGGGUUAAGAUCAAAUCAAAAUACAAGUCUAAAAACAUUCAUUUUUUUCUUUGAAAAAUAGAUAAGCUUGACAGGAAAUCAUGGUGCUCAUAGUGUGUCCCACGUACCGUCCUUCACUCAUCUCCCACCUUCUCAACAGCCGCAGCAACAGCCGGCAACCCAACAACCCCCUACAGCACACGUGCAACAACAGUCACAACAUCAACAACAGUUGGCAGUCCUGUCGCAACAUGCAACGCAACAACAAGCAAAACUUCAGGCCAACAACAUCGGGCAACAACCACAGGCGCAUCAAAAUCAACCGCAACAGAGGUCUCUUCACUCUUCUCCAACAAAUCAAAAUCAGGUAUGGUUCCGUACUUGUAUAGUAAAUCUAGUAUAUCACUAUCGAUACCAUGAUUAUUAUUAUUGAUCACCAGUCGUCAUUAGUACUGCCAUUAGGCCAAAUAAAAAUAAUAGUUGGUUUCAGGUUUCCAACCGACCUGUCAAAAAUAUGACCGACCAUAAACAUUUUAUUGACAUGUCCCAGUAGAGAGAUCAUCUUUUCGUAAAUAGCAGAAUAUGUAAAUAGUCAUCAGACUCAUUUGUCUACAAAUUAUUUUGUUUGCUUAUAAUUUAAUUAUCUAGUCAUGUUAGUCAUAGUUUUACACAAAGAGCAGUUGAAUAAAAUAUUAAAAACGUACAUUAUUCUGACAUGGCAGCUACGGCUGAAAAAAGACGAAAACGCCUUGAUGCGUUUGUUUCUCACGAAACACAUGUGCUCGUGGGCAAUCCCAUUAUUGCAUACUUGAGAUAAAAUCUUUUUUUAAAUAAAAUAUUUUUCUGACCUACCUACCCAUAUAAAACAUGGCUGUGAAACCUGAGACCAACUAUUAUCAUCACCAAUGUCAUCGCCACCAUUAUCGCCAUCAUCAUUAUCACCAUCAUCAUCACAACCACUACCAUCGUCAUCACCACCACCGUCAUCACCACCACAGCCACAUUACCAUGACCACCCCUCUCCGCUUAAACUGAACUAUUUUCUCAAUUUAGCCACAACAACCUGUUGAAUUUAAUCAUGCAAUCAGUUAUGUAAAUAAAAUAAAGGUAUGUUUUGUGUACCAUGUUUUAAGUAUUAUGUAACAAGUUACUUUGUUGCUGUAAAAUGCAAAUCUUUGCCUGUUUCUAGACUCGCUUCCAAGGACAACCAGACACGUACAAGGCUUUUCUAGAAAUUCUCCACACAUAUCAGAAAGAACAGAAAAAUAUCAAAGAUGUGAGUUAUGCAAGAUCUCCCAUAAUUCCACAACAACAAAUGAAAAAUAUAAGUUCUAAAAUAACAUUUGUAAUUAUAUAGGCUGCUUCACAAGGAGGGAUUAUUGACCCUGAUGUAUGUAUUUAUUGCAAUGUACCAUACAGUUCUGUUUGUUUGAGUAAAAUGUAAUGGACCAUUUGCAUUAUAGACUAAAUUUUGGUCUAGACAAAAAUUUCAUCACAGCUUGAAAGAGCAUCACAAAAUUAGUAAUAUUCCAAAGUUUUGUUGCGAAAUGUUGUAAAAUGCGGAUAAUAUAGCCUUGCGAAAUUUGCAAUUUUCAGUCGUUUUGUAUUACAAAUGGGAAAUUGAUGCCCAACACCCGAUUGGGCUGUCAAUUUCCUGUGCGUAAUACAAAAUGACUGAAAAACGGCAAACUUCGCAUGGCUAUAUUAUCCGCAUUUUACAACAUUUUGCAACGAAACUUUGGAAUACUACUAAUUUUGUGAUGCUCUUUCAAGCUGUGAUGGAAUUUUUGUCUAGACUUGUCUAGAUCAAAAUUUAGUCUAUAAUGCAAAUGGUCCAUUAAUGUAUAAUAUUAUGUCUUAUUCUCAUCUUUCAUUUUUAGGGACCACAUAUCACUGAGCAAGAGGUUGGUUCUUUAAUAUUGCUUAUUUGCUGCAAUAUGUAUUUGUAUAUAUGUAUUAUAUCAACAGAACACACUGCAUUUUACCACACUGAAAAUUACAGUCACCAAAAUUCACUCUUGUUAAUUGUAGAUGUAUGUGAGAGAAGCAAAGCUUGCAAAUGAUGUGUACAAACAAGUUGCCAAACUAUUCAAGAAUCAAGAAGAUUUGCUUCAGGAAUUCAGUCAAUUUCUUCCAGAUGCUAAUGGAGCUCAAUUGACGGGCUUGGUGUGUACUUUGCUGACCUUAAUUUUAAGAUUUUUGCACAUACUGAUAUGAUAUAUUCUAUACAUAUAUUAUAUAUUUUUUAUUUUUAGGUCUAUUGAGUAUUGUACAGUAAUUUGCAAAACUAUCAUUUUCUUUACAGAGUGCCCUCUCAAAGCGAGCACACCAUCAAAUUUCAAGUGUCUCUGCGUCGUAUGGUCCACCAAGCAAAAAGCAAGCUUGUAAGUAAACUGAGAAAUGGCCAAUAGCCGUCACACACACUGCUAUAGUCUUUGUUUUACUUUAAUACAUAUAUGGUUUAUUAUCACAGUGAGCUCAAAUUCUGUCAAGAGAAACUUUGGACAAGUUCGGAGGUCGUCUACGUCUCAUCAGGGCAAGGUACUGUAAUUGUGAAGGAUAAUUUUUUUCUCUGUUUUUUUUUUAAUGACUUCCAACAAAGUGUAAUUUAUGCAUAACUCAAUAGCAUGUGCAAUUUCUAUGAUUUUUUGUCAGGUGAAAUCACGAUCUAGCGGAAUAAAGGAGAAUAACACGCCAGAUCCUAGCAGUGUUGGUUCUGUUGCUGAAUUUGCUUUCUUUGAUAAGGUAUCAUGAACUAGGCUCAGUGUAUUGUAUGCCAGUAUGGUGCAUCUGUAGGUGACGUUGUUUCGGUGGCGUGGUCAUCAGAGCAUGUGCCUGUCACCUCUGAGUUCGUGGGUUUGAUUCUCGUUACGGACUCAUGUGAAAAGAGUGAGUCAACACUCUGGCGAAAGCCGUGGGUUUUCUCCGGGUGCUUAAGUUUCCUCCCACAGGGAAAGUUGACAGGGUGGGUUAGGAUAAACAUAGUUAAGAAAGUCUUAUCACAAUUGUUGUAAAGAUAAAGUAGUCCAGGCUAAGUAUGUGAUUAGGUAAGCGUAAUACUUGAUGUAAAGCGCAUUUGAUGUGAUGUAAAUGGACCUUUCACCUUUCGACUAAAAUUUAGAUCUCAACAAGUCUAGACAAAAAAUUUAUCACAGCUUGAAAGAGCAUCACAAAAUUAGUAAUAUUCCAAAGUUUCGUUGCGAAAUGUUGUAAAAUGCGGAUAAUAUAGCCUUGCGAAGUUUGCAAUUUUCAGUCAUUUUGCAUUACGCGCGGGAAAUACAUACCUCCUUCGGAAAAAGAGUAUGUAUUUCCCGUUUGUAAUCUAAAAUGACUGAAAAUUGCAAACUUCGCAAGGCUAUAUUAUCCGCAUUUUACAACAUUUCGCAACGAAACUCUGGAAUAUUACUAAUUUUGUGAUGCUCUUUCAAGCUGUGAUAAAAUUUUUGUCUAGACUUGUUGAGAUUUGAAUUUUAGUCAAAAGGUGAAAGGUCCAUUAGCGCUAUAGCAGGGCGCUUAUAUAUAAGCGCGCUUAUAUAUAAGCGCCCUGCGCUAUAGAAAUGGUGAUCGUCUCUGUCAAGAGUCAGGCCUCUUAUUAUGCUUUCUGUAUUUGCAGGUGAGGAAAGCAUUGCGGAGUCAAAAAGUCUACGAAGACUUUCUUCGUUGUCUCAAGUUGUUCAACCAAGAAGUUAUCUCGAGAGCUGACUUGGUUCAGCUGGUCUCCUCGUUUCUGGGGUUUGUAGUAACUUUUCCUUAUAUGGUUUCAUGUAAUCUUGGUAUGUCUUUGAGUAAAAUUUUUAACACCGCUGUUUGCAGGAAAUUUCCGGAGUUGUUCAAGUGGUUCAAAGAGUUUCUUGGUUACAAAGAUUCCAGCCCGAUGGAAACGCCAGGUUUCAAGGAACGAACCUCGGGCGAGCUUGCUCAUCUUGAGAUUGGUGAGGAUAAAUAAAGAUUUACAGCCUUUUCAUAUCUUGCUUGGUUCUUGAAAUAUUUUAACUGAAAGCAGCGAGCCAAUUAAACAAGAUAGCGGAAAGCUCAUUGCUUUCAGUCAAAAUAUUCCGAUAGCUGAGUUUGGUAUGAAAAAUCUGCAACAAAAUUUAAUACAUAAUUUAAAAGUUCUUUCAAAGGAGGCAAACUAAAUUUUUAAUUCCUUGAACACACCUUUACUUCGCUUUAUUUAGACUAUUCGUCGUGCAAGCGUUGUGGUACGAGCUACCGCGCACUACCCAAAAGCUACACGCAACCAAAAUGCACUGGACGUACAGCAUUAUGUCGUGAAGUCCUUAACGAUACCUGGGUAUCUUUUCCGAGUUGGUCGGAGGACACGACCUUCUUGGGGACGAAAAAAACGCAGUAUGAGGAAUAUAUAUUCCGCUGUGAAGACGAACGAUUUGAAUUGGACGGAAUACUAGAGGUGAACUUAUCAACAGUACGUGUUCUUGAAGCUGUACAGAAGAAACUAAGUCACAUGACUUCGGAGGAACAGCAGAAGUUUCGGCUGGAUAGUUGUCUAGGUGGAACUUCCGAAGUUAUACAUAAGAAAGCAAUACAGAGGAUAUACGGUGAUAAAGCUCCAGAUAUUAUUGACGGGUUAAAGAAGACGCCUGCUGUCGCUGUUCCUCUUGUUCUGAAGAGGUGAGGGAAUGAUCUCUUACGUUUAAAAUAAGUCAUUUUAGAAUUGUUCCUGUGCCAUUACAACAGAUUUAGAGAGGUUCAAAUUUGACUUCCACGACAGCUGCCGAUAAUCAAUCAGAUGUGUUUAAUCUACCAGAUUAACCAAUCAGACGCGUCCUGAGUCAUUUAGCGGUAGUGGAAGUCGAAUGUUAAUCCCUCAGAUUCCCUCUAAAGGUCCAGACACACCGGACGCGAUUUUUCGAUUUUCACUGACCGAUAACUUUGAUUCUAGUUUAAAAUUUCCAAAUAUUUAGAAGCGCUAUAACAUUUUGAGUUAUUUGGUCUAGAUAUCUUUCAAAAUUUGCUUUUAUUGGCUAUUUUAUUAACUUUCAAAAACUAAAAAAUCGCGUCGCUUUGUCGAAUCGCGUUCAGUGUGUCUGGACCUUAAUACUGUACGUGUGUUAGAUUGUAAAUAAAGUAGAUUUACAAGCUGCUAUAUAAUGUUGUCAGGUUAAAAACAAAAGAGGAAGAAUGGCGAUCAGCUCAACGAUUGUAUAACAAAGUAUGGCGAGAUCAGAAUGAAAAGUAUUAUUUAAAGGUAAAUGAGGCACUGGCUGUUUAUUGUGUACUGUAGUUGGUUGACCAUGUGAGAAUAGUGGUCUAACAAAAUCUGAUCUUUGGUUUUGUAGUCGCUUGACUAUCAGGGUAUGACGUUCAAGCAAAAUGAUCUCAAGGCAAUGCGAUCGAAGAGCUUGGUAACAGAAAUUGAAAAUAUUUGGGAUGAAGUGAGUGAAUUUCCGUACUGUUUUGUGUUGGUAUGGUAUGGAACUGUAUACGUCAUCAUUACAAAUAUUAAGCUACGAUCUUUAAUCUCACAGAAACAAGAGCAAGUUACCGAAGGAAAUGCUGAUCAGAGUGGGCCACAUAUGAUCUUUACUUACAAGGUAUUUGACUACAAUGUUUUAAGGCCUGUUGAACCAGUCGAUGUUGGUUCAACAUUCUCUUACAUUAUUCGAUGGAACACGGUUGGAUUGGGUUUGACUUUGAAGUUUGAAUGGUCCUUGGUGUGUUGAGAUUUUAACAAGUUUUUCCUAACCGUUAUCAGGAUAAGUCCAUUCUUGAUGACGCUGCUGGUCUUAUCGUUCACCACAUGAAACGUCAAACUGGAAUUCACAAGCAAGAUAAAUCAAAGAUCAAAUCUUUGCUGUAUACCUUUGUUCCUGACUUGUUCUUUGCACCAAGGUAAGUACUAUAUGGUCACUAUGAUAUCUCAAACAUGGCGGUCCAGUGUAGGUAGGAUUCUACAAUAAACUGCCGUGGUUUGUGUUUGAACUACCUGAAAAAGAUAUCUCAAACGUGGUGGUCCAGUGCAGGUGGUAUUCUACAGUAAGCUGCUGUGGUUUGUGUCUGAACAACCUGAAAAAGAUUGAGAAUCCCGUCGAUGCUUGGAAUGAAGUUUUGUGGCUAACAAGCUUCACUAUUGAUCUUCACUUACUGUCUUUUAGAGGCGAAUUGAGUGAUGACGAAGACUCAGUAAAAGAUAGCAAUGGCAUUGGUAAAGUUGUUUUGUUCUGAUUUGUGCGAAUUGUAGCUGACUUUUGUCAACUUUUUACAUUGUCAAAUUUUGGUAUUUUAGGAAGGACUGAACUAUCCAACGGAUUACCUGAAGCGGAAUCGGUGCGUAAUCUUGGGAAGUCGGGCAGUGGUUUUAGUUUAAGAUCCUAGUACCACAAGACAUUAACUGACUAUGAAUGUGUUUGUUUCAGGAUGAUGCUUACAACUUAUUUUUUGUGAAUAAUAAUUGGUACAUCUUUCUGAGACUUCAUCAGGUUAGUACCGUCGUUGCAUCCAGAGACGAACAGUCGAGCAUCUGAAGAUUUCAAUGACCUCAGCCAACAACGUCAGAGACUAUAAUUAAACAAAUCUUGUAUGACGGAACUUUCUCUAAGCCGCAUUUUAGUAAUUCUGUGUUUGAAUAAUUAGACCAUGUAGGCUUAGUACAAAAGAUUUGUAAAUGGUCUAAUUAUUCAAUUUCUAAAUGGUCUAAUUAUUCAAACACAGAAUUUAUAAUUAAACAGUGAGUAUUAUGCCAGUGAUCCUUUGCACGCUUGUGUUUACAUUUUAUGUUUACAUUCGGCUGUAUCUGAUGAAUAUACUUUCAUCACAGACAUUUUUCAUAAGAAAACGCAACAUUUCACAAGAUAUAACGACUUACUUCGUUUAAAAGAAGAAAUAGAGUUGUUUUUCAAUAGGAUUCCGAUAAAUAUAGGCUAAUACAAAUUAAAUAUUGGAGAUCACUUAUAAAUAUCUCAAGAGUCAGCCAUUUUCUGGGACACCAAGCGCCCAAAGGAUCACUAGCACUAUACUCGUGCACUCUUUAAACAUGAUAUUGUCCGAUCAGAUUAAAAGCUGUCAACUGCUCUUGACAAACGCAUGCGAGUUCGAAUUUCAUUUUCUUUCUUUCGUAGAUGGUUUGUGAGCGAUUGUUGAAAAUGUACCAGCGAUCUGUUGAGAUCGCCGAGGGUGAGGCGUCGGACAAGAAACAAAGAAAAGAAUCCACCGCUGUCGCAUUACGACUGAAGGCUCCCGCGGAUAUUGACGUUGAGGAAUAUUACCCAGCAUUCCUUGACAUGGUGCGUAAUCUACUUGAUGGUAAGUAAAAUAUAAGCUGUUUGUUGACUCCAAUAGAUAAAGUAUACACGAGUUUUAUCGAGCGUUAAAGGACGGUAAGUAUCUACCGAAUUUGAAGAUGGGGAACAACUUACUAUAGAAGUUGUUAAGGCCCAUCAUUUCCACCCAAGAAAAAUUUCCAUGGACAGAACAUUUUCCGAAAAUAUCAUUGUUAAAAGUUGAAAAUUUUCAACUUCAAAAUUUUUUUCCGACGGAAAAUUUGUGUUGACCAAUCAUAUUUCACAAAAUUUUCUUUCCGCGGAAAAUUUUCCUGAGUGGAAAUGGGCUUUUAUAGGAGCAAGACAUUUUAGACAAGUAUAUAUGUAUAUUUUCUUGUGUAGGAAACAUGGAAACAAGUAUAUUUGAAGACACAUGUCGUGAAAUGUUCGGUGUACAUGCUUAUAUUGUCUUCACGAUUGAUAAACUUGUGCAGAAUAUUGUGCGACAGGUGAGUUGACGCAGAAAAACUAUGAAACAAGCUUUCGUUGGUGGGGAUGCAACUACCUGAUAAAUACAAGGAGAAUUUCGACGUUUCGAGCGAUGGCUCUUCGUCUGGAGUUACUAGUGGGCGGGGGCGAGAAAAUAACAUGAGCUUUUACACUAAGAAUAUAAAAGCAUUACGUGACAAAAAAUAAACCAAUCAGAUGGAUUUAGUAAAAACAAAUUAUAAACAAAAAAUGUAAACACUAUUCAGAAUAAUAGAGUAUAUUAAUACAAAUAUACAGAAAACUACAACAAAUACAACAAAAUAUAUGAGACAACUAUGGAAUAGGGUAAGAAUUAAAAGCACUAUCAAUGCCUGCUUUUGAUAGGCAAAGACAGACAGGGUUAAACAUAGGAAAAACGUUCAUUAAUGCCAUAGGGGGUGGGCAGUGCCAAGUUUGGAAAUGAGGCGCAUUUCGUGUCUUUUGCGGCUAUCGUUGCUACCAGAAAUGGACAGAGGGCUCGAAUUUUCAUAUCCGAAACACUGUGAUUCAGUUAAGCCCAGAUUAGACGAGAGAGUGCAGGAGAAUUGGCAGUUACGCGACCUAACUUUAUUUCUGUUUGUUACACUUUUCAGCUUCAGACCAUCGUCGUUGAAGACACGUGUGUUCAUGUGAUGGAAUUAUAUCAACAGGAGCAGACGCACGAAGGAGCUGGAGGGAAUUCUGCUACCCAGGUCCUCCGACAAGAAGAGGAAAUCUCUUAUCAAAAGAAAGCUGAGCAGUUGCUAAAUGAUGAGAUCUGUUAUAAAUUUAUUGUGGUAAGUGUUGAAACGGUUUCUCUGUUAUUAUUGUUCAAUAUAUAAAAGAGCUCAGAGAAAUUGAACGACCUAAAAAUUUCCACUUCUCAUAACUGCAGCACAAAGACAAGACUAUUAUCACGAUCAGUAUUGAAUUGAUUGAUACAGAAGACGCUCAUACAGAAGACAUGAUGGCAAUAGAGGUACGUGAAUGAUUCUGUUUAUUUCAUAAUAAUACACAUAUACACCAGCUUUAUACAGAAAUAUACUACACCGAAACGUUUUGGUAAUUUGUAUUCAUUUUCGUUCCUGUUUGUAGAAGUGGAAUGAUUAUGUGGACAAAUUUGUUUCGGAUCAAGAGAUCCCGCCAGAGGUCAAAGAACGCUUAAAGGUUAAACCUAUAUUUUUGCCACGAACGGCGAAGUAUAUUCGUUCUAAAACGGCAGCCGAUAAUGAACGAUCUAGAAUCGUUCGCGACGAACAAGGGAGAAGGUAUACUAUAUUAUUAAAUUAACUCUAUGAAAAGCACUAUGACACCAGUGUAACAUGGACAAUUCCACAACGUACUAUGCUGUAACGUCAAAACCACAAAAUUAAAUUCAUGUUAUUUGUGUUGUUUCAGUCCAACGGCGGGAGAAGGGGAGGAGACGUCUCCUGACAUCGUCAACGAGGAUGCUAUGGAAUUCAAAAUCUCGUCUAAUUCGUAUAAACUGAAAUUUGUUGGAGGUUCACGAAGUUUCUUUUACAGAAGACAGUCGUUGCCUAAAGCCAGACAGGUAAGUUGGGUGUCAUAUUAUGAGCUUGAUAAAAUACUACGUUUAUAGAUAGUGGAUAGCUUUAUCAGACCAGUUAUGGUCAUGCCUUUGUCCAUCUAUUGCUAUUGCAGGAGUGUCUAAACUAUCUUAGUUUAAACUGGAUAGGUAUAUUAGUUCUAACUGUUCUUCCUAGAGGUCCAGGAAUUCCUAAUUGGUGCAGUGUUAUUACAGGAGGAAACCAACGCAUAUUUUAUAGUUUGUACUUUGUCUUUGUCACUAUUCAAAGUUUUCUUUCCAUUCUAAAUAGAGCUAUCCGACCAUCACUCGAAAACUAUCAGAAAAUUUCCAACGCUGGCUUGACGCUUGGGUGAUGGAAAACGUAUCACGUGAUCAGAAAAGUACAUGUGACCAUUGGUUGGCGGGAAACACCGACGGUUUACGACAAUGUACGACGAUCAAGCAAACUGUGCGAGACCAUAUUAAAAGCUACACGAAGUACUUGGUGGAGUGGCCGGAGCCGGUAUCUGCGACUGAUACAGCUCAAGUGUGACCUGAAUUGCAUGUGUAAAAAUAAAAGAUAUAUAGACACUUCCAGAAUUUGCUUGGGUGUGGAACGAUUUCUUAAACUCUGAAACACAGCACCCUGAGUUAGGCCAAAAAAAAUAUGUGGGUUUCCGGUUUCUUCUUAUAAAAACUUAGGUAGGGUAGGUCGGUUUUAACUUUUUUUUUAAACUUUUUUUUUAAUUUUCGGAAUAAGUGGACGCCAUUUUGUUUAGUCAGUGCUUCCACAUCCAAAGAUAAAUUUCCCUAAUAUUGCCUCAAAUUUCAAUUUUCCACAAACUUUUUCCUCUAAGUGGAAACACUUGCAAGCAUGAUCCAAUAAAAAAGUUUGGGGUCGGGAUUUCGACGUCGAAAAGCUAGGUAGGGUCGGGAAACCGGAAACCCACAUAUUUUUUUGCCUUAAGUCAUAGCCACUCCCAGUCUCACAUCAUUGUCUCGUGUGCGCACAAGCAAAGUCAAGAAGUGUAUAUACUAUUAAUGUACAGUUUGUUUGCGUUAGCUAUAGUGUAGUUUGCCUGCGAGAUGUUAACUCAAUUCUGUUUUAUGAAUUGUCAUGCCGCUGUUAUGUAUAUCACUUCAUGGAUAAAAAAACUUUACAUCCAAGAUUGUGUUUUGUGUUAGUUUGUUAUUGUAACCGAUGUCAUACAUGGACGCACUGUAAUAGGUGGCUUUUCAGGAAAACAACCAAACAGCAAGUGGUUUACAAGCAAAUUAAACUCUCGAUUCUAUUUGUUGACAUCCUUUAAGUGCAAAGAACCUUUGAAAUGUAUUGUAACUUAUUUUGAAGAUUUUCGUUUGCACACUUUUUAUUGAUAUGCAAAUGUUUUAUUCAGUUUUAUUGAUAUGCAAAUGUCCGGAAUUUACGUCCCAUACGAAUAAUGACUGAUCAAAGAAUACAUUAAGGUAAACCCAUUGAACUAUAAAUAAACUGGAAGGCUAACUCAGGGGGGGAAAUUGAAG